Molecule: messenger RNA, 1065 nt
Organism: Amoebophrya sp. A120
Lineage: Eukaryota; Dinophyceae; Syndiniales; Amoebophryaceae
Source: the annotation of a GenBank genome assembly
AUGCUAUUUCGACGGCUUUCGAUUAAAAUUGUCUUUGGUCGGAAAGCCUGGAAAGCACAAAAACCAUGUUGCACAAAACGUGUCUAUGGUUCAUAUGGUACCCGGGCGCUUUCACAACACGCCUCGGGCCGGGGUAGUCAGGUCCGGAGUCGCUAUACAGAAAAUGUCUCCGACUUACAGUCCCGAGUUAGUCGUCCGGCCGCCCGGUUUCGGCCAGCCAGACGACUAACCCGGCGCUCUGAGCUAGAUGGUUUAAUUGUUACCGCGCUCGAAGAAAAAAUGCGAGCAAAUGGCCAGGGGAGUGGACCGAUGUCGGGCCCGGCCCGGAUCGGACAUUUUCCGGGUCGGGGAAGAGUGGGGAAGACUAUAGCGGAGCUGGACCUGGGUGACGAAGACCCUAUCGAUCUACCACUCGAGAUCAAGAUGUAGUGUAACGAAUCAGCACACGAUCAGCAUCAGGCACGAAAAAAAAAACUAGGAAACUCAAACUUCUAUAAUAUGGACCAAGUUUGUUGAUGAGGCACCGUGAUGGAAUUAUGAAAAGGCUAGAGGUUAUGAAUAGCGACGCUUUACGACGGAAGCGAAGCGCGAACAAACUGGAAACCGAUGCGCAACUAUGGCCGGCCAUUUGAGCAGCUGCCAUAGCGCUCCUUGCAUAGAACGGCUGCAUCAGAUUCGUGUCGAGAUUGUUCAUAUACUACUAAGCGUGUUUCCCUACUAGUAGUAUUACCACGGGAAUUCACCUCGGAAUCGGAGUCGCAGAAAUCCUGGGAUGCGCAGAGCGCCGCAACUGGGUCGCAGGGUACCGCCGAAGGUACUGGCAGCAGCAGCAAGAAAAUCCAAGCCGAAUACGAUGGUGGCAGAGAUUGUGGCCGAGCAGCUCGAAACCGACAGCAGCGACAGAACCCCAAUCCCGAUCCUGGCUGCCGAGGCUGCCGCAAGCACCAUGGAGGAACUGGUCAGAAAGUCGCAGCUCAUCGAAUCUGCAGACCUCGUCUUCAUCUCCGCGGGCCGCGCAGAAGCAACAAGGUACGAGCCAGCAAAACAAUCUCAAUCCGGACGUGA